Chara braunii is the source of this 2430-nucleotide messenger RNA. The record is from the annotation of a GenBank genome assembly. Lineage: Eukaryota; Viridiplantae; Streptophyta; Charophyceae; Charales; Characeae.
UCGUGCACACGAGCCUGGCGUAGGUAGUCGAGCAGCUUCACACGAAAGCUGACCGGGCUAGAUGCCGUAUCAGAACCGACGGCCUGGAGGAUGCGGCAUGGGCCAAAAAAGCGACGCCGAAACUUGCGAAGCGUGUCCGCUUCGAGCUCGCGCUGAAGCGGCGCGAGAAGUGGCGGCCCUGCUGCGAGGAACGGCGGGGGCGACCGCGGAAAUGGGAACGGCGCUGGGAUGUACCGUGAGAGGAGGAGGAGGCGUAGCCCGUGCGCUGGGGCUGGGAGGAGGAGGCGGGGUGGAGACGGGCUCGCAUCCGCUGGUGGUCCCUGGCGGCCUCCCCCUAAGAUUACAAACUGAUGAUGAUGAUGAUGAUGAUGAUGAUGAUGAUGGUGAGGUCGGUAAUGAUGAUGAUGAUGAUGCUGAUGAUGCUGAUGCUGAUGAUGAUGAUGAUGAGGAUGAGGAUGACGCACAGCGCCCUUGCAGACUGAUGUCGACGGAACAGGACACCGGGGCACUGCCACGACGCAGUGCCAGAAUCGCAGUUCGUGCCCACCCCGCAGUACCUCCAAGACCGAAGAAACUCAGCAGACGGACGACUCCAGCAGCAUCAAGUACGGCAUUGACGGUACACGACGCCACCGGAGAUCAUCCCACAUACCCAGUCCGAGGAGCCAAUGAGCCAGCGGCUGAUUAUCGUGGGCGGCUACUGGCAUUUACAGAAGUCGUAGCUGCCGUCGAGGCUCGGAAGGAGGCAGCAGAGGCAGAACGUCAGCGGCUAGCCAAUGAAGCGGCAGCCGAAGCUCAGCGAACGGCUGAGACUGACGCGGCGACACGAGACAGACGGAAUGCCAGCAGCACGGAGUCCYUGAUUGCUUGUGAGCAUCAGUGGACGACGAUACUCCAAGGCAUGAUCUUUGUGCCUACGGAAGCGCAGGCAGACUCGACACCGGCGGAGGCAGAGAGGAACAACCUGGCUAACUUGAUGUUGGACAUGAUGAGAGAGGCAACGCAGCAGCAGCAACAGCAUCAACUGUUGAAUUCCACUAUCACACGCGUCAACAGCAUAGAGGCUAACGCCUCAGCAGCGCCAGGCUGCACGACAAACGUGACGAAGCAACUCAACGAGCGCAUCGAUCACGUCGUCACCAUCAUCGGCGACAUAAGUACGUUCACUGGACCAGACUCGAUCAACAGCACGGUGGCCGCCAUCAAGACGGACCUCACCAAGCUACAGACGAGACCGGAAGCCGCUACAAAGACGUUCAAGAUGCCGCAUUUCGACAUCAGCAAGUUCGACGACUACAACAAGUCGGACGCCUUGUCAUGGUGGCAACGYUUCCUCACGGAAGCAUCAUGCCGCAUGGUCCCGGCGGACGACAUGUUAAAGGCACUAUAUCUGCAGCUGAUUGGAGGAGCGCAGGGAUGGAUGAACCACCUAGCGGCUACACACAAGUGCACUAUCGCCGAACUCUACACGCACAUCACGUGGAAGGAGUUUGAGCAGCUAUGGUUCACCCGGUUCAUGGUCCGCAACGUCGUGAAGGCGGCCAUGAAUGAGGCCAUUCUGGAUCGAGCGAACUUGGUCAUCCAAACGGACGACAAGGCCGCUAACGAGAGACAAUCCCAGCCGCACUAUGUGGCUAAGCAGACCUAUCAACGUCCGGCACAUAACAAUGCCGUGUUUUCUGAAGAAAUCGACGACCACCACGCGACGGCAGCAUCCUUGAGUGAUGGAGGAAUUGUCGCAGCGCUCCCGCCGAAGCAUCCGAAGAGAGUUCGCAAGAACAAGGCGACACAAGGGACAGCGGCGACGGGAGCUGGGCAGCAGCCAUGGACGGCUUAUAAGAUCACCAAGGACGUCUAUGACCUACGUCAGAAGUACGCAUACUGCCUAUGGUGCAACAAGGCCAUUCAAAGGUGCAAAGGUGGAAAUGUGAGCUGCGCUCGUUCGGCCUGUGGCUACAUCAGCACCCGCGACAAGAUGUAUAAGCCGUUUGAUUGCGUGGAGGAUACUCUAGUUGCGGCAGCGGAUUGCUGCCAAAAGGCUCCUCUGAGUCAGAGUCAACCAAACAAUGUCAGACCCAUUCUCCUUAACUUCAAUGAGGCAUACAUGCGAUAUCCGGAGGUGCUGGGGAACCGGGCAGCAGCGAAAGCUAUGGCGCACUUGCAUGAACAGACAUGCAUUCAGUUGGCCCUGCGAAACAUAUUGAAAGAGGUGGUCAAAACUGUAGAUGAUUAUGUCUUAACAGGGUGGAUCUCUUUCGCCAGUUAUGCAGGGACUUUCUACAGCCAUCCUGGCCUGAUCGUCAUCGAGGUCGAAUGUCGUGGUCACAAUGGCGCAAAAGUUGGGCCGUCGUGAGAGGGCGUCUGCAGCUCGAUUGGCGGGACCGGGGAUGUGACACGGGUCAAAAUCGAACUGGUCGAUGUAAUACAUCC